Parastagonospora nodorum SN15 is the source of this 579-nucleotide messenger RNA. RefSeq lists its product as hypothetical. NCBI's taxonomy places the organism in Eukaryota, Fungi, Ascomycota, Dothideomycetes, Pleosporales, Phaeosphaeriaceae. The coding region runs from base 1 to 579 and encodes 192 amino acids. The transcript is spliced from 4 exons. Gene Ontology annotation, biological process: mycotoxin biosynthetic process. The record is from RefSeq and is a predicted model, not a curated record.
AUGGAGAAUUUCAACACACAUCACAACGGACAAAUAGACGGAUAUUAUGUCCUCCGCUUGUGGCCGCCCUUCGAUGGUGCCAACGACCCCGGCGGCGAUAUCACCGGCUGGUCACCACACAUCCCAACACAAAUCACAACCUUCAAAAUCAACCAAACCUUCGCCCCCUACAACACGUCCGAAUUCUUCCAGCCCGAAGUCCUGCGCGCCUGGAACGAGUUGCUCCCAAAGGGCAUGGGCUUCCAAUCCAUCCCCGACCCCUCGCUCUACCACGACCUGCCCACCCCCAUAAUCUGGCCCAACGCCACCGUCUACACAACCUCCAUGACGCACCAGCUGCACUGCCUGUACGCCGUCGUCGCCGUCUACUCCGGCCUCACAUCCAACCACACCCUCGAAGACGACCACCACUGGCACAUGAUCCACUGCUUCGAUUACAUGCGUCAGGCGAUCCUGUGCAGCGCGGAUAUGGCGCUCGAGGGGCUUGAAACGACGUUUCCGGACCAUAAUGGAGGCAGUGAUGGCUGGGAUAGAUCCGAGGGCGGUGAGGGAAAGGUUGGAGAGUGUGCGGGCGUAUGA